AUGAUCUCAUCCCGUAGGCAUGCACACACGAGUACAACAAGGAAGCACCCCCUGAUUUGUUUGUGUGCUGGUUUCAGGACUGAGUGAGGUUUUUGUGUUUCUGGCUAUGCAUCGGCUGAUUGACGUGAUCGUCACAUCAGCUGGUGGAGUGGAGGAGGAGUUCAUCAAGUGCAUGGCCCCCACAUUCAUCGGUCAGACAGAUCUAUGACGACCACACAUACACACACAGCCAGCCAGCCAGCACAUUGUCUGUGUCUGUCUGUCUCUCUGCACUCACUGCGCAGACGAACACACACACGAGCCACCAGCAAGCCGUCUACAUUCGUGGUGCAUUUUUGUGUGUGUGUGUAGGUAUGCGUGGUGUGAGGUGCAUGUUUCCGGUGACCUUUUCUAUGCUGAGAGUGAGUCGCUGCCCUGUGAUAGCACCGUACGGUGUGGUAGAGAGUACGCUGUGA
This is a messenger RNA of Vitrella brassicaformis, 455 nucleotides long. Lineage: Eukaryota; Vitrellaceae. The record is from the annotation of a GenBank genome assembly.